Molecule: messenger RNA, 2814 nt
Organism: Closterium sp. Yama58-4
Lineage: Eukaryota; Viridiplantae; Streptophyta; Zygnematophyceae; Desmidiales; Closteriaceae
Source: the annotation of a GenBank genome assembly
AUGGCUCACCGGGUUUGGGACUACGAGCUCGGCGUCAUGCUGCGACGCGCGGGUGCAGGAAACGUCGAUUCUCUUCAGCUCUCCGGUUCCGGAAUCACCGGAAAGUCGCUCAUCAACAUCAUUCGUACCAGGGCACUUGCUCCCAGCGUCACCGAGAUUUCGGUCGACCAUUGCUGUAACUUGAAAGGCUGCGACAUCUUGGCCUUCCUUCAGGCUAUCUCGCCAUCGCAACCCUCCGCCUCCACCUCCUCGUCACCAGCACCAGUAGUAGAUUACUAUAAUCGUUAUAAUUUCCAGCGAUCUGCAGCACCAGCUUCAGCACCAGCUUCAUCUGUCAUCCAGAGCUUCCGAAUGGACGGCUGUAAAUGCGCCACGGUGGCAGAGGUGGACGCGAUUCGGUCGCACGUGCGACAACUCGAUGUUUCGCAGUGCGGGUGCGGUCGAAUAGCCUGCUUAAAGCACUGCGAGCGGCCGCGGUGCCCGGGGCUCUGCUCGCGCUGCACGGACGUGUUCGAUGAUUCCGGCCUCAAGUGCGGAGCCUGCACGCGUCCGAGAAACCCCCGCCAGGCGAUGCGAGUUCAGAUUCAGCGGAUCCACGCCGUCUUGGGCGGUGGCGAGGCGGCGCGCACCAGGUGGACCGACGUGCGGUCGGGCGUUGUCACUGGUUUGUCGAUCCUGGUGGCCAUGGCGUUGCUGCUGCCGGAGUGCGUCGUGUGCGUGUCGGAAUUCGACGACGACUCCGCAGUGCCGCGCGUCCUUACGUCCUGCGGCCACUCGCUCUGCGCCACGUGCAUAGCCUCGCUCGCCGCGCCAUGGACCCUCUCCUCGUCCGCCUCCGUUAGUUCUUCCGCUGCCCCCGCAAACGCCCCGAUUCCACCGUCGGGCCCGGCUUCCGCUCUCUCCUCCGCGGCUUACCCGUCCGCUUCCGCUCCCGCUGCUUCCGCGUCUCACGCAGCCGCGGCUAGUGCCACGUCUUUGAUCGUGCGGUGUCCAGAAUGCUCCGUGCGGUCGCGCUCCGCGAACGGACGCGUGGACGGAUUUCCCAAGAACAUCGAGCUGUUAAGAUUACUUCACGCGAUCCGCAGCUCGAGUCGCACUGAAACGACCGCCAUUUCUGCCGCAGGCAUUUCGGAGCAAGCGGAAAACGGUAGUGACGUCAGCAGUGUAAGGCAGAACAGCAGGCUUCGAAGCAUCAGCAGGAGGGGUAGUUUCAGGCACGCGAAAUUAGGGUUAGUGACGGGGCGCGAUACUAGUCGCAAUGGCGACGCGUCUACACCUGGACAGGUCCGAGAUUUUGAUAAUAGCGGGGGAAGCAGGUACAGAAGAUAUCAGUCGGAGCGAGAAUGGCUGCUGGGAAGGACUGCAGGCACCGACCAUAGGGCAGCUAUCAAUGAAUCGCGUAAUAACGAAGGAGGUUGUGACAAUAAGGAAGCGGGUGACCAUUAUGGAGGGGAUGACAAUGAAGGGUGGGUUGAGGACGAAGAUGGUCGAGCAGAUAAUAACGAAGCAGGGAGGCAGCAGAGAAGAAAUACGGAGAGUGACUAUAGUGAAGGGGGCGAGGCGCACAGGGAUGAGAGCAAGGAUGAGCCAGGGAGGUCCGGAUUGGAAGAUCAGGGGUCAGGUUCCGUUGAUGAGCGGUCAGGAUCGAAUGUUGCGAGAUCGGAGUUGGAUGGUGCGAGUGAGAUGGUGCUGUUACAUGAAGUGGCGGCGCAUCGUGACAACGUAACAGCUGUUGCGGUUACCAGCGAUGCUUCUCUGCUCUUCACUGCUUCAUUUGACAAGACCGUGCGCAUGUGGUCCCUCCCGGAUGCUUCUCUUCUCCACACGCUCUCAGGCCCUGCCCAUCGCAUCACCGCGCUCACGCUCGCCAAUACCGUGGCGCCACAUGGCGCCAGCACACCUACUAACUACGGCCACUUGCUCGUGUGCGGGGACUAUGGAGGUGAUUAUAAUGAUGAUGGCACUGUAGCAGCAGCUGGUGACUGUAACGAGUAUGUGGUGUACAGUGGGAGUGGUGACCGCACUGUCAAGGCCUGGGCUCCCAAUGCUGAUGGCUCCUAUUCCCUACUAGCUCGUAUGGAGGGGCACACAGCACCUGUCUCCUCCCUUCAGGUGGAUUCUCAGGUGGUUGUCAGCGGAUCGUGGGACGGCACCGUUCGUCUCUGGUGGCGCCCGGACCACUCCCCCAUGGCCGUCCUCGUUUGUAGCAGCCCCACUACCAGCACAAAAGCUCUCAGAAGCAGCAUGGGCGCAGGGAUGGGGGGUCAGGGGGCGGGUGCGAAUGUGAGUGUGCGAGCAGUGGUGGUAGAUGAAGAGGGGGAUUUGAUCCUGUGUGCGAGGGAGGAUGGGCGAGUGGAGGUGUGGCAUGGCAGCAGCAGCAUCAUGCUCUUGACUCCCAACAAUGCCAUGCCUCCUUGUCUACCUCUCCUCUCCACACCUUGCCAUGCCCCUUCACCCCACCAGCUAUGCCUCAUGCAUGGGUAUGGCGCUGAUGUCAGCAUCACCCCAUGGAGGCGAAUCUCACAUGCCCAGCCGCAGUCCCACAUGCAGGGCCCGUGCACUGCCCACAUGCAGGGCCCGUGCACUGCCCACAUGCAGGGCCCGUGCACUGCCCUCGCCUUUGCUGCUUCCCUUGCUGCCGCCGCCGCGGCUGCUGCUGCUGCUGCUGCUGCUGCUACGAGCGGCACCACGGGCCAUGGCAGCAGUGAGUGGGGGAGUGGCCUUGCACCCCUGCUGCUGCUGUCAGGAGGUUUUGACGGGCGGCUGUGCCUGUGGGAGGGGAAGGUGGCUGGCCAUGUCCCUGGCCAUGUGUAG